UAUAAAGGCGGUUGGCUUGAGUAACGAAUCACAAAGCAGUUCUGAUCGAUAAACGAACGUCGUCGGGGUAACGAAUGCGAACGAAGAGUACCGAAGGGAGUCGAAGUAUUACGGAAAGUACCGAGCAUUAACGAAACGUAGAAGGGAGGAAACGAGACGCGUAUACGAACGACGCUGUAAGGUCUUCUUCGGCUUCGGUUGAAAGAAAGUGUUCGCGUCUACGGGCGCGGCUUUUGAGUCUCGAGCUGGCGUUUUACAUGGGAAAAUGUCUUCCCUCAACUAUCUCGACUUGUGUCGACUCUGUCUCGUGAAGGAACGUGUUACUGUGCCGAUUUUUGAGGGCGAGGGUGAUACAAGACAAAUUUAUCUCAAGAUAACCGCCUGCCUACCGGUCAAGGUUGAUAGAGAAGACAAGUUACCUAAGAAAAUAUGUAAUGACUGCGUGUAUAAAGUAGAAUUUAUUUAUGACUUUUGGAAUACGUCUGCUAGUUCACAAAAGAAAUUCUUAGAAUGGUUGGGAGAAGAUGGUUUGGAAGACAAACCAAAUUAUGCUACAAAUGUUCUCAAUCAGAACAUAAUGAAAUCAGAUCCAAACGGUGGUAACAGAUUAGAUGGAAGUAUGAUGCAGCAAGUAAGCGAGCAUCAAAACAAUAUAGGUAUGGGUAUGAUGGACAACAUAAAUCUGAGUAUCCCCAUGAUAAUGUCCUCGACCAAUCAACAACAAAUAACCUCAGUUCCUAUGGACACAAGCGUUAGUUCUGUACAAUCUGUGCAAGAAAUGCCUGGUACAAGUACUCAAUCUACGCACGAACAAAUCACACAAAGUCAAACUAACACGAGUAAUCAACAAGAAGAAGAGGAAGAGAGUAGCGAAGAAGAAGAAAAUUCGGAAGAUGAAUGUGAUGGAGAUGAAGGCCUACCUGUUAAAGAAGAAAAUGAAGAAGAUCCGAACAAUAGCAGAGUUAUUGAACCAACAACAUUUGUAAACGUUUCAUUAGCCUGUGAUGAAGCUGGACCUUCGGGACUUCAACAACAGAAAGUUACUGAGAUACCUGAAAUGGCAAUGCAACAAAAUGCAGAAGGAGAUCCUAAAUCUGGAUAUGAUCACGAGGCUACUUACGACUCUCGCGGUAUUUUCUUCUACGAUAAAGAAUCAGUGGUAAUGAGGAAAUGGCAGAUUUUAGAGUUCGAUGGAAAGCCGUAUUAUGCAUUUGUACCAGAGGAUGACAUACCUUUACCAGACGAUAAUAUUCCUGAAGACUUGGAGGAGAUCACAAAGAAUGGCGAAGAAUUUUUGAAAGAAGGGGACGAAAUGGAAGAUGAAUUAGAAGAAGGUGAAGAAUAUAAUAAAGAAUCAAAAGAUGAAUGCUUUUAUGCAGAAGAAAGUUUACAAUAUGAUUCAAUAGAUGAGAACCUUUAUGAAGAAGGAAAUAUUUUUAAUAGGAAUUACGAGCAAAAGGAAGAAGAAGAGGAUGUAAAACCGAUUAUACUUAAUGGUAGUAACAAAAUAGAUAGUAAAAACACGGUAGGAGAUUUAUAUCAGUUGAAACUUCAAGGUAGCACAGUAACUCUCGAAAAGCUUUUCUCUACAGAUGCCAACGUAAAAUCUGAACAUAUUUUUCAAACUGAGGAAACUUAUAACAAAGAUGCUGAAGAUGAAGGAGAAGUAGAAUAUCUCGAAAGUGAAAUCUUAGAAUCUACGGAUGAUCCUGUAUCUCCAACGAAAAGUAAAAAAAAAGUUUCGAACACUGCAUUAAAAUGUAAACUCUGUUCGGAGAUGUUUAACUCAGCUAUAUCUUUUCGAAAGCAUGUUGCGUGGACUCACAAAAAAAAAGUGUGUAUAAAAGAGGACGGUGCUUACAUAUGCGCUGUGUGUGAUUAUAGAACAUUAAAGAAAAGCUUGUUCGCAGCACAUCUUGAAAGAAAACACGAAACUUGGUCUAGGAAACGACAGAACAAUGUAUUAUUUCCUUGUGCUGCUUGCGGAUUCGAAUGUAGGUCCAAACACUCAUUACAGUCACAUUUUAUAAGAAAACAUACAGAUCGAUAUGAACAUCAAUGCAAAUUUUGUCCCAAAAAGUUUAAAGUUAAGGGUGAUCUCACGAAUCACGUAAGAUUCCAUCAUAAAGAAAAACCAUUAAAUUGUAACGUUUGCGGAAAGCUCUGUCAAAACAGUGGUUCUCUUUAUGUUCAUCAGAAAUGGGCUCAUUAUAAACCGAAAUACGAAUGUCAUAUUUGUAAAAGACGAAUGGUGACUCAGGAAAAUCUUGACCAGCAUCUUUUAAUGCAACAUGAAAAGAGAGAAAAAAUCGUAUGCGCGGAAUGUGGUAAAACCUUCACAAAAAAAGAUUCUUUUAAGAGACAUAUGGCUGUCCAUACUGGAUGCAAACCGCAUUCUUGUCUAAUUUGUAAAAAGCCUUUUGCAAGAAGAUCACAACUAAGACAGCACUUGCUAAUACACACAGGAAAGCGACCAUUUGUUUGUGACAUUUGUGGAAAAGCUUUUACUCAAAAACCAGGUCUAAUUUGUCACAGAAAGACACAUCCUGGUCCUCAUCCACCAUUACCUGUGAUGCCAAUCGCUGACAUCGUUAAGGAAUUUACUGAGGAAUAUGUUCAAGAAAUCAAUGCUCGUGAAAAUGAUGAGAGAUUUGUUGAGGAAACAUAAAUAUCCGAUCCAUUGAGUGUGGACAUUAAAUCCGCUCAUCAGUCUUCAUUGAAACUUGAAUACGACGAACACAACGAAACAAGAUCCUUGAAACAAGCUGAUAACGAGGAUAUCUCUCAAAAAGAAAUAUCUGUUCUCAUUGUAGAUCGCUUCAAAGAUGAGAGUACAUUAAAUAUCAAAGGAAAUUCGAAAAGGAAAGUAGAUAAAAACGUGGAAUGUGAUCAUUGUCAACGAAGAUUCAGAAAAAAAAGUAAUCUGAUAGAACACUUAAAACAACACAAACAUAAAUGUACCGAUUGUUCGAAGACAUUUAGUCUUCGACGUUAUUUAAUCUCUCACAUUGAGAAAAUUCAUCAUCGUCAGAUCUACGAGUGUAGCGUUUGCGAGUAUAAAAGUAAUAACAAAGGUACCCUGAAGAAUCAUUAUAUUUGUCUGCACACCAACAGUUAUGAUUAUUCCUGUGAUACCUGUGGCAAAUUAUUCAAGAUCAAAAAGGCUUUGAAUCAUCAUGUUAAACAGAAUCACAGUGGCGCACCGCCCAUUGUAUGCGAUGUUUGUGGACACUUCAGCAAGAAUCUUCAUGCAUUGAAGGCUCACAUGAAGUAUAGACAUUAUAAACCUGAGUUCGUGUGUCGUAUUUGUAGACGCGGUAUGACCACUCGUGAAAAUCUUGAACAACACUUAGCUUGGCACGAGAACAGAGAAAAGGUUCUCUGUCCUACAUGUGGGAAAAGAUUUCGAGGUCGUGAUCUUGAUUCUCACAUGCGAAUACACACUGGUGUUAAACCUUUUCCCUGUCCAGUUUGUGGUAAAUCUUUUAGAAGACAAACUGCUCAAGAACAACACGUUCUUAUACACACCGGAAAAAGACCUUACAUUUGUGAUAUUUGUGGACAGGCUUUUGCACAAAAACCUGGCCUAAUUUGUCAUAGAAAAAGACAUCCUGGUCCUUUACCACCUCUACCUGUAGUGUCUGUGAAAAGUAUAGUUACUGAAUUCACUAGAGAAUAUUCAACGAAAAAUACGAUAAAGAUAGAGCAACAGAAGAAGAAAUCGCAAGAUAUGCAUGAGUGUAUCAAGUGCCGUGCUCGUUUCCGUCACAUGAUGAAAUUAGUCGAACAUUUGAAAAAUCUUCAUAGUAUUGAACGUGCAUUCCAUUGCGACGAAUGUGGAAAAGCUUUUCGUAGUCCAAUGAACAUAACACGUCACAAACUGAUCCAUACUGGUCAAAAAAAAUUUACUUGCGAUAUUUGCGAUUACGCUUCUAAUCAAAAAUCAAACUUGGAGUCUCAUCUUCGUAGGCAUAGAAAGGAUUACGUUUACAAGUGUGAAAAGUGUAACAAAGGAUUCUUCGAUCGGGCAGAAUAUGAAGAACAUUUUAAUGUACAUGUAAAAGAUAAAUUUUAUCAAUGUGAAUACUGUAAAAAAUUGUAUUUAUAUAAGAAAAACUUGACUAGGCAUUUGAAAACUCAACAUGUGAAUUUAUCGUCUAAUACAAAUGUUCUAAGUCCAACAACGAACAAACUCAUUGGCAAAAUCUACUUGUCCGAUGAAAAGUUGUUAAAAAACAAAUCUUCUAAAGUAAUCACUAGGAAAUAUCUUUGUGAUUUGUGUGGUAAAGCGUUAUCCUCGCAUAAUAGACUGGCGAUUCAUAGACGUGUACAUACAGGUGAAAAAAUAGCCAAUUGUGAAAUGUGUGCUAAGAAAUUUACUAGUAAAGAGAAUUUAAAAAUUCAUUUGCGAAUUCACACUGGAGAAAAACCACACAUUUGCUCCGAAUGUGGUAGACGUUUUACACAAAGAACAUCUUUGGUUAUGCAUCUUCGUUAUCAUUCGGGAGAUAGACCAUUUAAAUGUCCUGAUUGUGAUAAGAGUUUCAUUUCCAGUACGUUUCUUAAGAACCAUCGUAAAGUACAUAACAAGGGCUCUAUCAACAUUGACAAAAUGAUACAAUCAAAAUUUAAUAAUUUCAUUGUCAUAUCGCAUUUUUACAGAUACGAGAUGAACGAGAAAGUCUGUGAUCUAUGCGAACAAAAAUUCCUCUUCGUAACAAGAUUGGUUGCUCAUCUAAGAAUUAUUCAUGGGAUUCAUCGACCAUUUAAAUGUAUGAUCUGUGAAAAAAACUACCCUCAACAAUUUAUGCUAAAUGCUCAUGUAAAAAAAUGUCACACACCAAAAACUGUACUGUGUACGCAAUGUACCUUUAUGGGCGUUGAUACGAGUGACGUAGAGAGACAUAAAAAGCGUCAUCAUCGAGAAGAAAAGUUUACUUGUGAGAUAUGUAGUGAGAUAUUUACUGAGAAAGAUGCACUCAUCGCUCAUACGACUAUGCAUAAUUUUAUGAAGCACCAUCAGUGUAAUGCAUGUGGUGAAACAUUUAAUGAUGUUUUAAGCUUGAAAGAACAUAAUCGUUUGCAUCAUUACGAUCCCAAUAGUGUAAUGAUAGACAACAAGCACGUGCAAUCGGAUCGUCAAAGUUCGGAUCACAAAUGUGAAAUUUGUGGAAAAAUGUACAAAUACAAAUCCAUUUUAAAACAGCACAAAGUGAAGGCCCACGGUAACUCGUUGAACUACGAAAAACGUCGAUAUCUUUGUGCUUUGUGUGGCAAGGAACUAAAAACAGCAAAAGGUCUGGAGAUUCAUAACAGAUCACAUACAGGUGAAAAACCAUAUACGUGCGAAAUUUGCGGCAAGUGUUUUGCUUGCGAAACUAUUUUAAGGACUCAUAAUGUCACCCACACGGGUGAAAGAAAAUAUUCAUGUGAUCAAUGUGGUAAAGCAUUCACGCAAAGAUCCACACUUGUUGUUCACAAAAGAUAUCAUUCAGGUGAAAGACCCUAUGUGUGUUCUCAGUGUGGUAAGGGUUUCGUCACUAGAACGGUUUUGAAUACUCACAUGAAAUCGUGUCGAUGAAGAAUUAUACUUUUGUGAUUUAAAAAAAUCUGAUCUUUCUACUCACACUUCCAUGCAUAUGGAUUUUGACAACUACAUUUACACUUGCCAAAUAAAUUUGUAUACAAUACAUGAAAAUUCUUCCCAGGUGAAAUUGAACGAUUGAACGUAUUAAUGAUUACAUGUGACGAAGUAAGGUUGUUUAGGAUUAAUUAAUUUAUUAUAAUGUAUGACUCUAAAAUAAUAUAUAUUGACGCGUGAACUAGGUGAUCGAGUU
Messenger RNA from Polistes canadensis, 5837 nucleotides. RefSeq names its product zinc finger protein 850-like. The transcript is spliced from 9 exons. The record is from RefSeq and is a predicted model, not a curated record. Gene Ontology annotation, molecular function: DNA-binding transcription factor activity, RNA polymerase II-specific; zinc ion binding; RNA polymerase II transcription regulatory region sequence-specific DNA binding. Gene Ontology annotation, cellular component: nucleus. Gene Ontology annotation, biological process: regulation of transcription by RNA polymerase II. NCBI's taxonomy places the organism in Eukaryota, Metazoa, Arthropoda, Insecta, Hymenoptera, Vespidae.